Centruroides sculpturatus (bark scorpion) is the source of this 1074-nucleotide messenger RNA. Its product is annotated as proto-oncogene tyrosine-protein kinase ROS-like. Gene Ontology annotation, molecular function: protein binding. The coding region runs from base 151 to 765 and encodes 204 amino acids. The record is from RefSeq and is a predicted model, not a curated record. Lineage: Eukaryota; Metazoa; Arthropoda; Arachnida; Scorpiones; Buthidae. The transcript has 3 exons.
UGUAGGUAUCUCUAUUGGCUAAUUUCUGGAUAUUCAACUGGUGAAUUAUAUAGAGUAGAUUUACAUGAUAUAUCUCUUAAGCCUGCAUUUGAAAAUGACAUUCAGUUAAUCAUAAAGGAUUAUAAUUUAGAGACAUUUACAAUUGAUUAUAUGAAUUUUAGAAUUUUAAUUCCAAAUGCUACAUUAAAUACAAUUAUAGCUACUUCUCUUGAUGGUACUGAUAGCAUUGAUAUUCGAUAUAAUUCACACAGUCCACAUUUUUCCAAUGUAAAAAGUUUAACUUAUCAUAACAAUUUGUUUUAUUGGACAACUGGCACAAGCAUAUAUGGAGAAGAAUAUCAUUCUAAAGUAGAUAAAUAUUAUCGCAAUAAAUUUCUUAUUAAAGCUAAUUAUAUUUCAAAUGUAAAAGUGCUUCAUAUUGACUCUCAACCAUAUCCAGUUCCCUUGAAUGAAGUAGAAAAUGUUCAAGCACUUUUUCAAGAUGAAACAGCCAAAAUAUUUUGGUCAAAACCAAAACUGUUAAAUGAUGUUGGAAAGGGUGCCUGGCAGAAAUGGUUCUAUGAAAUUCAUCUUUUUGAUCAUGUCAAAAAUCUCACAAUAUUUGGAAAUAGGACUGCAAAUAAUAUUUACAAAAUUUUUACUUUGAGACCAAACACAACCUAUUCAAUAAAAAUAAGAGCAUGCAGUCUUGGUGGAAAAGGAGAAUGGUCAUCUGAAUUUGUAGGAAAGACAUUAAUGCAAAGUACAAAGACAAUUACUUUCUGAAAUUAAAUUUUGAGAUUAAUAAGAAAAUUGACCAUUACUUAUGAUUCCUUAUAUAUACAGUAUGUGUAUACAAGAACAGAUUCUGUACAUACACAAAGUAGUCAGUUCAUGAAAUCUGGCUUAACAUUUUAAAAAAUUUUAAAUUUUAUUUUCAAAUCCUUCAAACUUUAAAAUAAAGAAUGCUAAUUUAAAACCUAAACUUUUAAUUGAGAAACCCUAGUUGAAAAAUUUAACUUAGAAUAUUUUUCUCCAAUCAAACAAUAUUUUAAAUGGAUUUUAUUGAAAAAAGAAAACAUUUCAAAUUCACUU